Messenger RNA from Penicillium lagena, 870 nucleotides. Its product is annotated as RTA1 domain-containing protein. The record is from RefSeq and is a predicted model, not a curated record. Lineage: Eukaryota; Fungi; Ascomycota; Eurotiomycetes; Eurotiales; Aspergillaceae. The transcript is spliced from 2 exons. Bases 1 to 870 code for a protein of 289 amino acids. Gene Ontology annotation, cellular component: membrane.
AUGGAUAUUGUCUACCACAAUGGCACGAACGGAUCAAGUCCUUAUGUGGACUUUUAUCCUUAUACACCCUCCGCAACAGCGGGAUACGCUUUCAUGGGGUUAUUCGGCGUGCUUACUGUCAUCCACUUUGUGACAAUGUUUCCAUUUCGCGCUGCCUAUUUUAUUCCCCUGAUCCUAGGUGGUGUUUGCGAGACAUUCGGCUACUACGGUCGAGCAUGGUCUCAUCAGUCCCGAAUCGAGAUCAAAUCGUGGGCUUUACAAGAGAUGCUCAUUCUGUGUGCGCCCCUCAUGGUCGCAGCCACCGUAUACAUGACUCUAGGGCGGCUGAUCCGUUCGUUCGACGCAGAGCAUCUAUCGAGCAUGCGGACCAAAUACCUCACACUUGUAUUCGUGCUCAAUGACAUUCUCUGCUUCUGUACACAGAUCGGCGGUGCAGGUGUACAAGUCACUGGUAAUGCGCAAGUCAUGAAUGUUGGCAAGAAAGUUGUCCUAGCGGGAUUGAUUUUCUCGCUAGUUAUCUUCGCCUUGUUCAUAUGGAUUUCUUUCAAAUUCCAGAGAAAGCUGCAAAACCAGCCUACACCCGUCGUGGCCCAGAAUCCGGAGCUCAAAUGGCGCAAAUAUAUGUCUGCGCUGUAUAUCGCGUGCUUUGCGUUGAUGCUGCGCAACCUCGUGCGGACUAUUCAGUUUGCUUCGCCACGCACUUCGACUAUAAAUACCAAGGAGGCAUUUAUUUAUGUGUUUGAUGCGUUCUUGAUGUUGCUGACUUUGCUGGUUUUGCUUUUCCAUCAUCCGGGGUUGCUCAUCAAGAGAAUGCGUCGUCUUGUUAAAGUGGACCAAAGCUAUGGACUUGUGACUCCCGUUCCCUAUUAG